This is a messenger RNA of Manduca sexta (tobacco hornworm), 3273 nucleotides long. It is a transcript of the gene Klp64D, whose product is annotated as kinesin-like protein KIF3A. Lineage: Eukaryota; Metazoa; Arthropoda; Insecta; Lepidoptera; Sphingidae. Bases 167 to 2200 code for a protein of 677 amino acids. The transcript has 14 exons. Gene Ontology annotation, biological process: microtubule-based movement. Gene Ontology annotation, molecular function: microtubule binding; ATP binding; microtubule motor activity. The record is from RefSeq and is a predicted model, not a curated record.
UCAUGUCAUUUCCAUUUCGUUUCGUUCGUUCGGCAAAAGGAAUUGAAACGGAAAAGUAGGUCGACAGUAUUGAUUUUUACAAUAUUCCACAAACAAAAGACGUAACAGCGCUCAGUGAAACGCCAUACGUUAUAUUUCGUGCUAGAGGCGGCUGCGAUCGUGGAAGAUGCCCGACGCGGAGCUUGUAGCCGCGCCGACGGUGGAGAACGUCCGCGUGGUGGUGCGCGUACGGCCGAUGGAUCAGCGCGAGAAGAUUGACGGCGCCUACAGCUGCGUCUCCGUGGACCCCAUCAACAGCACCGUCGCCGUGUCCAGGACCAACGUGACCCCCGUCGAACCGCCUAGGAUCUAUGCCUACGAUGCCGUGUUCGACAGCAACACUACACAGAUGGACAUCUACGUGCAGACGGCGAGUCCUAUCGUGGAGCAAGUGUUGAAGGGGUACAACGGCACUAUAUUCGCGUACGGACAGACCGGCACCGGCAAGACGUACACCAUGGCCGGCAGCAACUCGGCGCCCGAGCUGCGCGGCAUCAUCCCCAACUCCUUCGCGCACAUCUUCAGCCACAUCGCAAAGGCGAAGGACGAUGAGAAGUUCCUGGUAUGCGUGACGUACCUGGAGAUUUACAACGAGGAGGUGCGCGACCUGCUCGGCAACAACCCGCACCAGAGCCUCGAGGUCAAGGAGCGGCCCGACAUCGGCGUCUUCGUCAAGGACCUCACCGGCUACGUGGUGCACAACGCGGACGAGCUGGAGAAGAUAAUGGCGGUCGGCAACAAGAACCGGCACAUCGGCGCCACCGCCAUGAACACCGAGAGCUCUCGCUCGCACGCCAUCUUCUCCAUCACAGUGGAGAGCAGCAAGCGCGGCGCCGACAACAAGACGCACGUCAAGAUGGGCAAACUGCACCUCGUCGACUUGGCCGGUUCAGAACGACAAAGCAAGACGCAAGCGACAGGCACUCGCCUGAAAGAAGCGACGAAGAUCAACCAGUCGCUGUCAGUGCUUGGCAACGUGAUCUCGGCGCUGGUGGACGGCAAGAGCACACACAUCCCCUACAGGAACUCGAAGCUCACCAGGCUGCUGCAGGACUCGCUGGGAGGGAACUCCAAGACUGUUAUGAUAGCGACGAUCGGGCCGGCGGACACCAACUACGUGGAAACGAUCAGCACGCUGCGGUACGCGAACCGCGCCAAGAACAUCGAGAACAAGACGCACGUCAACAGCGAGCCCGGCGACGCGCUCCUCACCAGAUUCCAACAAGAAAUCGACCAGCUCAAAAAGCAGUUGGAGGAAUGCAAUGAUGUGGAAGAGGAAGAGGAGGAGGAGGAGUUGUCGUCGGAGGAGCUGUCGGAGGACACGCUCACCGACCCCGAGCUCGAUUCUCUCGACCCCGACGAGAAGAAGAUCCGUAAGAAGAUGCGCCGCGAGGAGAAGGAGAAACUGAACAGAGAGAAGGCGCACCAGGCGCGUAAGGUGCUCGAGGAGAAGAAGGCGGAGCUGCAGAGGACUAAGAAACAACAAGAAGAACUGAAGGAGAAGCUGCAGCGGCUGGAGUCGAAGGUGUUGGUAGGCGGCGAGAACUUGCUGGACAAGGCCGACACGCAGCGCCGCCUGCUCGAGCACGCCGCGCGAGAGCUUGAGCAGCGCCGGCUCAACGAGCUGCGUCUCCAGGAGGACCUGCAGAAAAAGGAGGCGGAACGUCUUGACCUUGAGGAGCGGUACUCAAGCCUACAAGAGGAGAACGCGGCGAAGACUCGCAAGCUGAAGCGCGCCGUGCAGCUGCUGAACUCCGCCAAGGCAGAGCUGGCGGACCAGCAGCGCGAGCAGCAGCGUGAGAUGGAGGGCAUCCUCGACUCCAUCCGCGCGCUCAAGCGCGAGAUACAGCUCGCAGACCUCGUCCUCGACUCUUACAUACCUAAGGAGUACCAGACUCUGAUAGACAAGUACGUGCACUGGAACGAGCAGCUAGGCGAGUGGCAGGUGAAGUGCGUCGCGUACACCGGCAACAACCUCAGCGCGCCGCACCAGCACCGCCACAACGCGCAGCAACAGCAACAGAAAUACGUGGAGCCGCCGGACCUGUCGGACCGCUACCUGUCGUACGCGUCGGUGAACGCGCGCGCGGGCUCGCGGCUGGCGCGCCCGCACACCUCCGCCGUGCCGCGCCCGCACACCGCGCUGCGACAGCGACAGUAACACUCCACACACCUUAUCUCCUAUUAAUAGUAUAAUAACGCAUAAGAAAAAUGUGCUUCAUAGACCACGUAUGAUUUGUCACCUGAGGCGGUAAUGAGCAGUAAGCGGGUUGAGGUACACUCACACCCCACUGGAGAUCACGCGCAAUACUGCGCCUAUCUCUGUGUAUUCUUUUAUGGUUUUGUGUGUAGUUGUUAAAUUGUACCUACGAACAAACAGUAUUUAGGAAUUAUAAUAAAAACCAUUCAGACCGUACUAUAUAGGUAUAUACCUAAUUGGAAUUUGUACUCAUUGUUACUUUUCUUCAAGUAAUUGAUGAUUAUUUACCUUUUUUGUAUAGAAUAUACUUAAUAAUAUAAUUCUUAGUUUUUUUUUUCAGUUUUAAUUCUAUGAAUUUAUAUAUUUUUUAAGCUAAUCGUAGGGACUACUGUGAACACUUUAUUUAUCGAUCUCAUUAUUUAUAUUAUGGAACAUAAUUUUUAUAUUGUGUUGGUUGAAAAAUAUUUUGUAUGUACCAGCGGCAAUGUUGACUAUUAGGCAUUUUCUUACAAAAGUUCUCUUUUUCAAUAAUUGUAUUAAUUAAUAAUUUGCGAUAUUAGAUUUUUUAUUUGUAAAUGAUGUUGAAUUUAUUUAUUGUUUUAGUAUUCGUUACUUUUAUUCGGUUAUGAAAUUAUACAUUUUGGUAAAUUUAUGUAAAAAAGUCGGCAUUGAAUAUUUCCAAUUUUUUUUUACCAAAGGGUUCUUAAUACAUAAAAUAACCAAAAAUUCAAAAUGUGAUUGUGUUUAUUAUAAUUUCUUCUAGAAGGAAUCAUUGAAUGUCCAGCUUAGGGCUAUGAAUAAUGUAUUCUUUGAUUUUGUGUUACUUUGUAACCGACAUUAAUAAAUAUUAAACGAAUACUGACUAAUUGUUCAAAUAAAUUUAUACAAUUUGUUUGAUAAAACUUUGCUAGUCCAUUCCAUUUUUUGUUCGCGCUUCAGUAUUAUGUUAAACCCAAAUGUUGUGCACAAAGUUUUUAUUGUGAUAUCCACGUGUAUGUAUUAAUGCGUUUAGAUAUUACACUUUUUGUACGCGA